AUGGGCUUCGCGUUGAAGAAGCCCGCUGAUGCCGUGGGUUCAGCAACCCCGGCCAUCCUCAUUGGUCUUUUUGUGGCCUUUGGUGGUGUUCUUUUUGGAUACGACACGGGUACCAUCAGUGGUAUUCUCGCCAUGAAGAAGUGGCGGGAGAUGUUCUCGACGGGAUACACCAACCCUAAGGACCACCUUCCCGACAUCACUGCCUCUCAAUCCUCCAUGAUCGUCUCCCUGCUCUCCGCCGGCACCUUUUUCGGUGCCCUCUUUGCUGCUUAUAUUGCCGACAAGUUCGGUCGUCGCCUGGCGAUGAUCAUGAACACCUUUGUCUUCUGCUUCGGUGUCAUUCUGCAAGUCGCUGCGACUUCGAUCCCCCUGUUCGUGGCCGGCCGUUUCUUCGCUGGUCUCGGUGUCGGUCUUCUCUCUGCUACCAUUCCUCUCUAUCAGUCUGAGACCGCUCCCAAAUGGAUCCGUGGUGUCAUUGUCGGUGCUUACCAGCUGGCCAUUACUCUGGGUCUGCUGCUCGCGGCCAUUGUCAACAAUGCCACCAAGGACCGCACCGACACGGGCUGCUAUCGUAUCCCCGUUGCUGUGCAAUUUGCCUGGGCCAUCAUCUUGGUCGUCGGUAUGAUCAUCCUGCCCGAAACCCCCCGCUUCCUUAUCAAGAAGGACCGCUAUGAGGAUGCCACCAAGGCUCUUGCUCGUCUCCGUCGUCUCGACGUCAACGACCCUUCCAUCAUUGAGGAACUCGCCGAGGUGCAGGCCAACCACGAGUAUGAGCUCAGCCUGGGCAAGGCCAGCUACCUCGAGAUCGUGCGUGGCUCCAUCGGUAAGCGUCUGGCGACUGGUUGCGGUAUUCAGGCUCUCCAGCAGCUCGCCGGUGUCAACUUCAUCUUCUACUACGGGACCACUUUCUUCCAGAACUCGGGGAUCCAGAACUCCUUCAUCAUCACCCUUAUCACCAACAUCAUCAACGUCAUCUCCACCUUCCCCGGUCUCUACAUGGUCGAGAAGUGGGGUCGUCGUCCUCUGCUCAUGUUCGGUGCCGUCGGCAUGUGUGUCUGCCAGCUGAUUGUCGCCAUCGUCGGCACCGCCACCUCUUCCGAUGUCUCCAACAAGGUCCUCAUCGCCUUUGUCUGCAUCUACAUCUUCUUCUUCGCCUCCUCCUGGGGUCCCGUCGCCUGGGUCGUCACCGGCGAGCUGUUCCCGCUCAAGGCCCGCGCCAAGUGUCUCUCCAUCACCACCGCCACCAACUGGCUCCUCAACUGGGCCAUUGCCUACGCCACCCCGUACAUGGUCAACGAGGGACCGGGCAACGCCAACCUGCAAUCCAAGGUCUUCUUCAUCUGGGGUGGCUUCUGCUGCAUCUGCGCCGUCUUCGUCUACACCUGCAUCUACGAGACCAAGGGUCUCUCCCUCGAGCAGGUCGACGAGCUCUACGCCAAGGUGCCCCGUGCCUGGCAGUCGGUCGGCUGGGUGCCUUCCGUCCACUUCACCGACGUCCGUGAUGUCGCCGGUGACAGCAAGGAUGCCGCCAACCUGGCCGAUCUGGAGACUUCAGCCAAUGAGAAGCGCGAUGGCGAGCAUGCUACCCACUACGAGGGUGUUACUGCCAAGGCGGAUGUUUGA
Molecule: messenger RNA, 1623 nt
Organism: Penicillium diatomitis
Lineage: Eukaryota; Fungi; Ascomycota; Eurotiomycetes; Eurotiales; Aspergillaceae
Product: sugar porter family MFS transporter
Exons: 3
Coding region: 1-1623 (540 amino acids)
Biological process (GO): carbohydrate transport; transmembrane transport
Cellular component (GO): membrane
Molecular function (GO): carbohydrate:proton symporter activity
Source: RefSeq, a predicted model, not a curated record